Messenger RNA from Trichomonas vaginalis G3, 396 nucleotides. RefSeq names its product Ricin B-like lectins family. Lineage: Eukaryota; Parabasalia; Trichomonadida; Trichomonadidae. The record is from RefSeq and is a predicted model, not a curated record. The transcript has a single exon. Bases 1 to 396 code for a protein of 131 amino acids.
AUGCAGGUUUUCAUCUUGAGCGCAAAGCACAAAGAGUUCGCUAUUGGUUUAGAUGAUGGUGAGGCCGAGCAUGGCAAGAAGGCCGAGCUUAAGGAAGUUGCCGAUAAGCCAACACUUAAGUGGCUCAUGUACGAUCGUAAAAUUCACACAUUCCCAAAGAGAACAUUAGCUCUCGAGCCAAAGGAAGAUGAUGGCAAGGUAAAGCUUGUUCUCCAAGAUUCUGAUAAGAUCGAAAACAAGUUCUACGUUUAUCCAGAUGGAUCAAUCCGUAACAAAGCUGGUCAGGCUAUUGAUAUUGAGGAUUCCAAGUUCGAACCAGGCGCUGACAUUGUCCUUAAGCCAUACGAAGCUGGUAAGGAAUCACAGCAAUGGCUUCUUGUCACACGUCUCCAGUAA